Molecule: messenger RNA, 1114 nt
Organism: Phalaenopsis equestris
Lineage: Eukaryota; Viridiplantae; Streptophyta; Magnoliopsida; Asparagales; Orchidaceae
Product: ras-related protein RABE1c
Exons: 8
Coding region: 189-926 (245 amino acids)
Biological process (GO): regulation of exocytosis; protein secretion
Cellular component (GO): plasma membrane
Molecular function (GO): GTPase activity; GTP binding
Source: RefSeq, a predicted model, not a curated record
CUGCGAAAUUGUACAGCAGGGAGAGAGAGAGAGAGGGAGGGAGGGAGAGGAAAAAAAAAAAAAGGAAAAAACGGCCGACCAGCGUCCAAAGGAACCCUUCUGUCUCCUCUCGAUCGUUCUCAAUCUGUGAGCGGAUCCGAGUUUCCUCGUGGGGAAUAGGAUUUUAGGAGCUCGUCCGCGAUUUAUACAUGGCUGCUGCUCCUCCUAGGGCUCGCGCAGAUUAUGAUUACCUCAUCAAGCUCCUUUUGAUUGGGGACAGCGGGGUUGGAAAGAGUUGCCUCCUCUUACGGUUCUCAGAUGGCUCCUUCACAACUAGUUUUAUUACCACAAUUGGUAUUGAUUUCAAAAUAAGAACAAUUGAGCUUGAUGGCAAGCGUAUUAAGUUACAAAUUUGGGAUACAGCUGGUCAGGAACGCUUUAGAACUAUUACAACCGCUUACUAUCGAGGGGCCAUGGGCAUUUUACUUGUUUAUGAUGUAACCGACGAGUCAUCCUUUAACAGUAAUAACUUCUAUCUUUUUCUCCUUAGAUUUAAUCUAAGGUCUACUUUACAAAAUUCUCAUCGUUCUGUUUUUCAAUAUGCAGACAUAAGAAACUGGAUUAGGAAUAUUGAACAACAUGCAUCUGAUAAUGUUAACAAGAUUCUAGUUGGUAACAAAGCGGACAUGGAUGAAAGCAAAAGGGCUGUCCCUACCUCAAAGGGGCAAGCGCUCGCAGAUGAAUAUGGUAUCAAGUUCUUUGAAACUAGCGCAAAAACAAAUCUAAAUGUGGAGCAAGUUUUCUUCUCAAUUGCUAGAGACAUCAAGCAAAGGCUUGCAGAGUCAGAUAGCAAACCUGAGCAGGAGCGUACAAUUAAGAUCAACAAACCAGACCAGGCUGCCGGCGACAGCAAAGCUCCAGAGAGAUCGGCCUGCUGUGGUUCUUAAAGCUUUCUGGCUGGUUGGUGUAUUUGCUCUUAUUUUGGACUAAUUUGAGAAUUAUAGUUAGUGAUUUGAUGGCAAUUUGGCGGAUGCGAUCAUUCUUUACACCUGCUAGUCCUGUGUGCAAUAUUGUUGUUUUCUGUGCUGGGAAAAUUUAUGCUAUAUUAAUCUUUUUACUUCUCAUUUCACUAAAA